CUCCCCCUCCAGCCUUACGCCCUGUGUUGCCGGGUUUGUUACUCAUUUUCUGCUUCUGCAAAACACAGCUUAUCAAUGCCUUACAAAGCACUUCAUUGAGAUGCUUGCAUAGAUGUUGCAAAGAAAAAUGCCAGGAACCUUGAGGAAUCUCCUGGAGCUUUUCCAGACCACUAACCCAGAGCUACUUCAGUUCCUGGCUUGAGAUGCCAUGUUCAGGAUAUUUUCCCGCAGUUGUUUAAUGGUUCAGUGAACAGAAAGUAGGUCAGUCUAAAGUUCAGGCUGGAAGCCUGGUGUGCAGAUCAGAAUAAACAUCCUAAGAGCGACGUGGGGCAGAAAUCAGCAGAACAACUGAUGCAAGUUUUCCUUUGACAUGGCGACCAUUUUGGGGUUGUAUACGCUUGGAUUAAUUGUUGCUAUUGUUGUCUUAGCUCUUUUAAUGCUUCUCACGUCUGAGCCGCUUAGGGAGUAUAUACAUAAAUGGAAUGAAAUGAAGCCAAUCCCAGGACUGCAAGGUGCCUACCCCAUUGUAGGAAAUGCUCUCCGCUUCAAAACUAACGCAGGAGAAUUCUUCAAUCAGGUGAUUGAAGGUACGAAUGAGUUCAGGCAUUUACCGUUGGCUAAAGUCUGGGUUGGGCCAAUGCCGUUUGUCGUCCUUUUUCAUGCAGAAACCAUCGAGACGGUGUUGAACAAUCCCAGACAUAUGGACAAAGCAUACAGUUACAAAUUCCUGCACCCUUGGCUCGGCACAGGUCUGCUCACCAGCACAGGUGACAAAUGGCGUAGACGGCGAAAGAUGCUAACACCUACGUUCCACUUCUCCAUCCUGACCGAGUUCCUUGAGGUAAUGAAUGAGCAAGCGAAGAUCUUAAUAGAGAAAUUAGAGAAGCAAGUCGGCCAUGGUCCCUUUGACUGCUUUAGUUACAUCACGCUUUGUGCCCUGGAUAUUAUAUGUGAAACUGCAAUGGGCAAGAAGAUCUAUGCACAAGAUAAUUCAGACUCGGAGUACGUACGAAGCGUGUAUAAGAUGAGUGACAUCAUAACUCGUAGGCAGAGGACCCCAUGGUUUUGGCCUGACUUUAUCUAUAACUUGCUCAGGGAGGGAAAGGAGCACAAAAGGAAUCUGAAGGUUCUUCAUUUGUUCACGGAGAGUGUGAUUCGUGAGAGAGCAGAGCAGCUAAGCAACAGUGACUCUGACAGUGAGACUGACCAAGGUAGAACGAAGAGAAGGGCCUUCCUGGACAUGCUCCUUCAAGCCACUGAUGAUGAUGGGAAUUAUCUGAAUCAAAAUGAUAUUCAAGAGGAGGUGGACACCUUCAUGUUUGAGGGUCAUGACACCACAGCAGCAUCUAUAAACUGGGCCCUUCACUUGCUGGGUUCUUACCCAGAUGUGCAGAGAAAAGCCCAGCAGGAGCUCCAUGAGGUGUUUGGUUCCUCACAGAGGCCAGUGAACACAGAUGACCUGAGGAGGUUACGCUACCUGGAGUGCAUCAUCAAGGAGUCUCUGCGGCUCUUCCCUUCGGUGCCCUUGUUUGCACGUCAGCUAUGUGAAGACUGUCACAUCAAUGGCUUCAAAGUUCCCAAGGGAGUCAAUGCAAUCAUCAUACCAUAUGCCUUGCAUCGCGAUCCACGUUACUUUCCUGAUCCUGAGGCAUUUUGUCCAGAACGCUUCCUCCCCCAGAAUUCGGCCGGUCGACCUCCCUACGCAUUUAUUCCCUUUUCUGCAGGACUGAGAAACUGCAUUGGUCAGCGCUACGCCAUGAUGGAGGAGAAGGUCAUUCUGGCAUCAAUUUUGCGUCACUUCCACAUAGAAGCUUGUCAGAAGAGGGAGGACCUGAGACCCCUGGGUGACCUCAUAUUGCGGCCAGAGAAGGGCAUCUGGAUCAAGCUACAGAACAGAGUGUGAUCAAUAUUAACAUCAAAUUUUCUAAACUUGUUUUUGCUGCAAAACACCCUUGAUUUAUUAAAAAACAUAAUCUCUGUAUGUCCAUAUUCUUGUUAAUGCAUGCACUGCUUGUUAACCUAGCGUAUUGUAAUAAGGCAUCUCAUGUACUUUUUCACUAAUUAUAUUUGCCAGUAUUAGUUUUACAAACUCUGCUGGAAUUAAAACAAUCAAGCAGCUUUUGCAGGUUGAAAAUAAAAAGCCAAGCUAUUAGCAUAAAAAUGUUUCUAAUAUUUUUCCUCCUGAAUAGGGCAGCAUACUUCAGUGCUAACCCCUAUGCGGUGUCUUUGGAAAUUAUAUGCUGCCAGAGGGCAUGCAGGAUUUUGAUUAAAUCUGCAUUAAUAAUGUUCUUCAAAUUCUUUGUUUGUGAAAGAUACUAAGCCUUCAUUGUCAGCUGUGGGAAAACAUAGUGGAAACUGUAUUUUAAGCCUCUGAGAAAUUUGGCGUGCCAGAGCCAGCAGUGGUGACCCCUGAAAUUGGUCAGUUUAAUGACAACACUGUCAUAUGUUUACUGUAGCUGGAUUCAAGAGAAAAGAGAAAACAUUGAGGGUGUAAAGUUUAAAAUCCCUGUUUGUCAGAACACAAGUCUCAGACUGUGUGCUCCCAACAAGUCCAAAGUCCUUCCUCUGAUAAUGCCUGUUUUGACUUGUGAAAAGGAAGGUUUAUUAUCCUACAGCGUGAGCUCAGUAAAAAACAUCUUUAUUGAGACUGUUAAACAGAAACAGCAUUGAGAGUUUGCUUAUCUUACAUAUCCUUUUUAAUUAAA
Scleropages formosus (Asian bonytongue) is the source of this 2705-nucleotide messenger RNA. It is a transcript of the gene cyp4v2b, whose product is annotated as cytochrome P450, family 4, subfamily V, member 2b. The record is from RefSeq and is a predicted model, not a curated record. Gene Ontology annotation, molecular function: iron ion binding; monooxygenase activity; oxidoreductase activity, acting on paired donors, with incorporation or reduction of molecular oxygen. Bases 371 to 1903 code for a protein of 510 amino acids. NCBI's taxonomy places the organism in Eukaryota, Metazoa, Chordata, Actinopteri, Osteoglossiformes, Osteoglossidae. The transcript has 11 exons.